Molecule: messenger RNA, 1293 nt
Organism: Brienomyrus brachyistius
Lineage: Eukaryota; Metazoa; Chordata; Actinopteri; Osteoglossiformes; Mormyridae
Product: tetraspanin-8-like
Exons: 8
Coding region: 106-795 (229 amino acids)
Cellular component (GO): membrane
Source: RefSeq, a predicted model, not a curated record
AGCGAAACACCUCCAUGGGCUGAGCGUGAAUAAAGGCUGCCGCGCCCCGGUUGCCUGCCAGAACUCUCCAUCUGGCUGCACUCGUAUCGACGCUGCGCUGAAAAAAUGGCCGUGAACAAGUUUAUAAAGUAUUCCUUAUUCAUCUUUAAUUUCCUGUUCUGGCUAUGCGGAUGUGGCAUCCUUGCCAUCUCCAUAUACCUGAAAGUGACCAACAAUGGGAACAAGAUCCUGAACGUGACGAUUCCCGGCGUCGACCUGUUGAUCGCCAUCGGUGCGGUGAUCAUGGUCCUUGGUUUCCUCGGAUGCUGCGGCGCCGUCCGCGAGAGCCGCUGCAUGCUGCUGCUGUUCUUCAUCGGCUUGCUUCUUAUCUUCAUCCUCCUGCUGGCUGCAGGAAUCCUGGGCGCUGUUGCACAGGCACAGGUUGACAGCUGGAUAAAUGGACAGCUGAAAAAUCUUGUGCCUUUAUCCAACCAGCCAUCAGACGUCCAGAAUGAUCUCGGCACGUUGCAACAAGAGGGCCAAUGCUGUGGCCUGACAGGGGGGCCCCAGGACUGGGGCAACCAAGUGCCAAGCUCAUGCAAAUGUACAAACACAUCCGCCCCAUGCACAACCAUGAGCGGUAACAGUGUGUACAGCACGCCAUGUGUAACAUAUGUGUCAAACAUAAUGAAGAAAAACAUGAAGAUUGUCGCAGGAAUUGGUUUUGCCAUCGGGGUAGUGAUGCUUAUAGGAAUGAGCUUCGCCAUGACCCUCUACUGCCAGAUUGGGAGGAAGGGCGGCGUCACCACCUCCUGAGAUGGCCUUCAAGAUGAUUUCUGUCCCAGCUACAAGAUGAUCAUUUAUAGGUGACAGCUGAAGGAAAAAAAAAUGAAUUUGUAAAUGCAUAAGACAUGGAGGAAUAAGGUUCGCAUGCAAAACUCAGUUUUAAAUUUGGGCUAAUUGGAUUCUGGAGCAGAUUUCUAGCAUAGAACACUGUCCAGCCUUCUGUGUAACUAACCAGAAAUGCCUAUGAAGAAAUUCAGAUGAGAACGUUCAUGCGUUUUGUUUAAAGAGAUGUAUGUCUGCAGUCGAGUAACAUUUUUAUUUGUCUGUCUUAACAGUUGGUGGUGGUUUGACUUCGUAUUUAAUGACAAUGUUGGUCAGGGUGUUAAUCGGCACUCUGCAUGAAUUACCAAUUUCCGGAACUGUAUUGCGCUGCUCGCACCAGACUUGUGAUAAAUGCUCUGUUUCUGAAAAUGCUAAAGAAUUGUGUCCUUUCAGCUUUUACUAAAAAAAAUAAACAUGGGAAACUUA